Phaedon cochleariae (mustard beetle) is the source of this 3378-nucleotide messenger RNA. The record is from the annotation of a GenBank genome assembly. Lineage: Eukaryota; Metazoa; Arthropoda; Insecta; Coleoptera; Chrysomelidae.
GGUUUCCACCUCAGUGGCAUCGUUACCGCCUCCCGUUCCUCCCAAACUUCUACGUUGCCAUGUGGUGCCCCCGAACCGCCCCAAAAGUUCAAAGUUUCCGUCAGUUUUGACAGAUGUAAAAUAACAUCGGUGACAUGCAGUUGCGAAACGAAAGACAUUUUUUGGUGUCAGCACGUCGUAGCAUUGUCUUUAUAUCGUAUCCGAAACGCGGAAAGCGUCAGGUUACGUGUUCCUAUUUCAGAAACCCUCCUGCAGAUGGACAGGCAACAACUGCAGAAAUUUGUGCAAUAUCUUAUCUCGGAACACCAUACAGAGGUGCUGCCCACGGCACAGAAGCUGGCCGACGAGAUCCUGCAGCAGCGGUCGGAGAUCAACCAGAUCCCGGGGGCGCCCGACCCCACAGCGGGGGCCUCCGCCGACGACGACCACACAUGGCACCUGGACGAGGAGCAGGUGUGCGAGCAGGUCAAGAGCUAUCUGUCGCAGGGCGCCUACUACAACGCCAACAAGCAGCUCAACUCGCUCUUCUCCAAGGUGCGCGAGAUGCUGCGCGCGCAAGACUCGAACGGCGCGCGCAUGCUCACCCUCAUCACCGAGCAGUUCCUGCAGGACCCGCGGCUGCAGAUGUGGCGCAACCAGGGCACGCCCAUGACGGACAAGUGCCGCCAGCUGUGGGACCAAUUGGGCAGUCUGUGGGUGUGCGUCGUGCUCAAUCCGAAUUGCGCCGUGCACGACAAGCUGCAAUGGCGGCUGCUGUUGGACAAGUGGACGGCGGUGGACGUGUGUCCGCCCGAGGAUCCGGAUUACCGGUUGCAGCAGGGCAAUAGGGAUUCGUAUUCGAACAGAGAUCGAGACAGAGACAGGUACGACGAGCGGUACCGCGACAGAGACAGAUACGCGGACAGAGAACGCGACCGUCGGGAUCGGCGGGAUCGCGACAGAGAGAGAGAAAGAGACAGGAACAGGGCGGCGUACGAUUCGUCGGACAGCUCGGACGAUGACGUCGAAGAGGAGCGCGACGCGUACACGCACAGAAACAGCAAGCGGUUGCGUCUGUCGGGGAGUACUUCUAAGUCACAAACGCCUGCGUUGCCCAGGAGCAUAUUCCACAGGGCUUUAGAUGCAGUCAGCAUGUCGUGGGAUAACAUGCACCUGAAGAAUAUCCUCUCUAGUGAUACCUAUUGUUCUCAUGUUCCUGACACUUCCAGUUCCGGUAGCUUUAAUUCGCAAGGACAGCCUUUAUGGCACGAGCCUAUUCCGUUGUGCGCCGCUCGCGUGGACUCGUUGCGAUCGCACGGUCACGUGGAGGCGGCCCUACGACUCGCAGUCUCCGUGGUGCGCACGAUGAAGCAGCAGCAGUUGCGCGCGCAACGCGACUGGCACGAGAGCCAGCAGAACACGAGCAGCAGCAGCAGCAAGCAGUCCUCCUGCAAGAUAACGGCGUGCACGUCCCGCUGCCUGGGCCAGUGCAACGCCGCCUCCACCUCCUCCUCCUCCUCCGCUGCCACCUCCCUCUCGGCGCCCGCCAACGCGGACGGGUGGGUGGGUCACCCGCUCGACCCCAUUGGGUGUCUCUUCGACACGCUGUCCGACGCCUCCGUCGUUCCUGAUGUCGACAGGCCGAGGACGCCGACGUAUUUGGAUUUGGUGGGAAUGGAAGACCAGCACAACAACAUCAGGCCUCGAUACCAUCACGUGCCGGUAGUGGGGUCUCGCGACAGGUCCGAAACAUAUCUCACCCUCGCAUUUGAAGUGGCCCUCAUUGGUUUAGGGCAGCAGAGGAUCAUGCCAGUCGGACUGUAUGCACAGGAGAAGGCGUGCAAGCAGGAGGACCGGCUGAUAGCGAAGCUGCAAGAGAUCGAGCUGGACAACGGGCUGGUGGCGGUGUUGCGCAGACAGGCCAUCAUCCUGUUGGAGGGCGGCCCCACCAGCGGUCUGGGCAUCGGCAUCCACCCCGAGAGCAUCCCCAUGCACACGUUCGCCCGCUUCCUCUUCCUCUCGCUGCUCAACUACUACCCCGACUUGGCCUACGAGGUGGGGUUGAGGGCGAUGCGCUUGCCCUUGCUGGAGGAGCACGAGGACUCCGACGACCCUUUAGGGGGCAACGCGAGCAGCUCUCUCAUGAUGAGCCGGUCGCCUAGAUGGUUCACCCUCGGCCACAUCGAGACGCAGCAGUGCGCCUUGAGCUCCACCAUGUUGAGUGCCGCCAAAGGUGAAGUGAUGAGGUUGCGGACGGUGCUGGAAUCAUCUCAGAGACAUAUCCACAGCUCUUCCCAUUUAUUUAAGUUAGCUCAAGAUGCCUUUCGCUUCGCCACGCCAGAAAACGGACCUAGACACCCGACGCUCCUCAGUGUGGCCUUCGAAUUGGGAUUGCAGGUGAUGCGGAUGACGUUGUCCUCGUUGAACAACUGGCGUCGCCGCGAGAUGGUGCGCUGGCUGGUGACGUGCGCCACCGAGGUGGGCGUCGACGCCCUCUUGUCCAUCAUGCAGAACUGGUACCAGUUCUUCACGGCGACGGAGGCCACUGGCCCGGUGGCCACCACCAUCAUGUCGCACACGACGAUAGUGCGGCUGAACUUGAACUUCGGCCAGCAGGAGGAGCUGUCGGGGUGUGCGCGGACGCUGGCCUUGCAGUGCGCCACUAAGGACCCUCCGAAUUGUGCCUUGAACGCGUUGACGUUGUGCGAGAACGAGGCUCUCGCCUUCGAGACGGCGUACCAGAUCGUGGUCGAUGCCGCCGCCCACAUCAUGACCUCCUCGCAGCUGUUCACCAUCGCCCGGUAUAUGGAGCACCGCGGCUACCCCACCAGAGCGUACAAGCUGGCCAUGCUCGCCAUGAAGAACAUCCAUCUCGACUACAAUCAGGACACCCACCCGGCCAUCAACGACAUCCACUGGGCGUGCGCCCUCAGCCACUCGCUGGGCAAGUCGGAGCUGUCGAACGUGAUCCCGUUGCUGGUGAAGAACGUCCAGUGUGCCACCGUCCUCUCCGACAUCCUGCGCCGCUGCAGCAUGACCGCGCCGGGCAUCUCGUGCCCCCACCCCGCCGCCCCGCUGGACACCGGCAAGCACGGGCACGCGCAUCGCAGCAGGAGCUGUACGGCGGGCGGCAUCAAACCGCUGUCCUACGAUCGGCCCCCUUUGCGUCAGCUGCUGGAGGCGGCCGUAGCUGCCUACAUCAACACGACGCACUCCCGCCUCACACACAUCUCGCCCCGGCACUACGGCGACUUCAUCGACUUCCUGACGAAGGCGCGCGACACGUUCGUGCUCGCCCAAGACGGGCAUGCGCAGUUCGCGCAGCUCAUCGAGAACAUGAAGAUCGCCUACAAGGGCAAGAAGAAGCUGAUGUUCCUGGUGAAGGAGCGGUUCGGCUGA